Molecule: messenger RNA, 1191 nt
Organism: Leptosia nina
Lineage: Eukaryota; Metazoa; Arthropoda; Insecta; Lepidoptera; Pieridae
Source: the annotation of a GenBank genome assembly
AUGAAGCUCGCUAUAUUAUUUUUUGUGGCGCUGGCCGCAUUGACAAUGGCUGAAGAUAAGGAGUUAUCCAGAGCAUUAAAAAAUGGAAACGACCAAUUUACAGCGAGAAUGUUCACUGAAGUGGUCAAGGAGAACCCAGAAAAGAGCUUUGUACUCUCAGCAUUUUCGGUACUGACACCUCUGGCUCAACUGGCCAUGGCGUCAGCAGGUGAAUCACACGACGAGCUUCUAGAAACUAUUGGAAUGCCAAAUGAUAACGUCACAAAAGCUGUGUUUACUCAAUCCGAGAGCAGACUUAAAUCAGUACAAGGAGUCGAGCUUAAGACCGCAAGCAAAAUCUACAUCGCUAAAAAUUACGAACUGAACGAGGAGUUUGCAGCGACGACCCGUGACGUUUUUAAUUCCGAAGUCAAAAACGUCGACUUCACUCAAGCUCAGAAAACCGCAAACGAGAUUAACUCUUGGGUUGAAGAUCAAACAAACAAAAGAAUUAAAGAUCUCGUCGACCCGAAUUCGUUGGAUGGUGAUACCCGCGCUUUGCUCGUCAAUGCGAUAUACUUUAAGGGAAUGUGGAAGAGUCCAUUCAGCACUUACGCUACCUACGAGCGCGACUUCCACGUGACUAAGGAAAAGACUGUUCAAGUUCCCAUGAUGUACCAAAAAUCAGAUUUCAACUACGCUGAAGUGCCAGAAUUAGAUGCCAAGAUUUUGCAAAUGUUCUACAACGGUGACGAAGCAUCAAUGAUUUUCGUGCUACCGAAUGAAAUAGAUGGCAUCACACAAUUAGAAGAAAAAUUGAAGGAUUCUAAAGCGUUGGACAGGGGUCUAUCAAAACUAUACAACACUGAAGUAGAGGUCACCAUUCCCAAAUUCAAGAUCGAAACGACGACAAACCUUAAAAAAGUUUUGGAAAAUAUGAACGUGAAGCGACUGUUCACACCUGGCCAGGCUCGCUUGGAACAUCUUUUGAAGAAUGAGGGAGAUCUAGUAGUCAGUGAAGCCAUACAAAAAGCCUUUAUUGAAGUAAACGAAGAAGGCGCUGAAGCUGCAGCGGCCAACGUUUUUGAAGCAGUAGCAACUAGUCUCAUAAUCAAUCCGGUGCCACCAAAGACCUUCAUUGCUGACAAACCGUUCUACUUCGAAAUCAGGAUCAAUGAAAUACCAAUUUUCAGUGGGCUUAAAUUUGACUGA